This is a messenger RNA of Dermacentor andersoni, 1199 nucleotides long. RefSeq lists its product as uncharacterized. The record is from RefSeq and is a predicted model, not a curated record. Lineage: Eukaryota; Metazoa; Arthropoda; Arachnida; Ixodida; Ixodidae.
CUAAAUCUAAGUACACGGGUGUUUUGCAUUUCGCCUCCAUCGAAAUGCGGCCGCCGUGGGCGGGAUUCGAUCCUGCGACCUCGUGCUCAGCAGCCCAACACCAUGGGCCUCUCCUUGAGUGAAUAGGGAAAUUACCAGUACGCAUUUUUCGGGUGCCUGUUCUCGGAGUGCGUGACGUAGUUUGGUCAUCGAAACGUUUUCCUGUGCCACUGCCGGGUGAUCGCUGUGCGUCCAUCGUGCACAGCCCGUUCCGUCUAGUUGAGCUGUAAGAACCGCGAGGCGUUAAAGAUGGGACUCGUCGCCCAAAUUGCAAACUUCGGUGACGAGCGCGCCCUCCUUGCGUCCCAACCCAAAAGGCGCUGCUGGACUUCUACGGCAAGUUCUCGGACACCAACGUGUCUCGGCUGGAGCGCGAGCUGAGCGCGCUGAUGGAGCGGCCCGAGCUCGAACCCCUGGCGCUGUCUCGGUGCAAGACCAUGGCCCUGGUCGACCUGCCGGCCAUCGACUACCUGCGAUGGGCGCCUAUGCUGCGGAGCGCCUUUGGCACCGACGACAUCUUCCCACAGGACCUGAUCAAGCUCGCGUGCCCCGGAUACGUGCUGGGCCUGUUCAACCGGGGCUCCCUGCCGCGCGUCACCGACCUGCUCAACUACGUGCUGUUCCGCAUCGUGGCCGCGCUCAGCCCGUUCAUGGCCAACGCGACGCUGCGCGACGCCACGUCGCGCGCAUACGCCGCUCCCGGCUCGGCGGCCCCGCUGACGCCCCGGCAGCUGUGCGUGCGCCUGCUUGACCGCUUCGAACCCGCGGUGCCCAUGUACCUGGCGGCCAACAUGUCGCUCGCCUACCUGGGCGCCGAGGGGGACGUCCAGGACCUGCUCGAGGGACAUCUGCAGGCACGUGAUGCGCCGUGUGUACGGGCCUUUUUCUCGUGGCACGGGAGACGCCCACCUUUCGGUCGGUGGCAGCUGCGCAUAUGUUUUAUCCCUGAAGCUUGUUCGCUCGGCACGUGCAUAGCCCAGUCCAUUAGCGAGCAUGGGAUCGCCUGUCGAACUUCUCUUGUAAAGCACUAACGAUUAAUCAAUCGUCAGUGCUUCACAAGGAGUUCGGCGGGCCCAGAUGUGUAGAGAACGCGACUCCGAGGGCCAUGGAUUUCCUGGGCGUAACUUUACAGACCACAGGCGUCUCCUUGUGCCACGUCC